AUGUCUGAAGAGCAACAAGCGAAAGUGCAAACCGACAUAAAUUACGACGUGAGUGCAGUAUCCGUGCAAUCAAGGUUAUUACCGUUUUGGAGAGAAAUACCACGUGCCUGGUUUAUCCAAUUUGAAGCCGUAAUAGACCCACUGAAAACCUCAGACGACCAGAAGUUCCGUUAUCUGCUGCAGCAGUUGCAAACAGUUGACUUACAGCACUUAACCGACAUACUUUACAAUCCGCCUGCAACUGGGAAAUAUGAGAAGGUAAAGCAACGCCUGCUGGAAGCCUACGACAAAUCGGAUGUCAAGAAUUUUCAGAAACUCAUCAGUGGACUGGAAUUAGGCGAUCAGAAGCCUUCUCAGCUUUUGAGGAAGAUGCGGGAGCUCGCAAGCGGUAUGAUAACCGAGGAAGGUUUAAAAAUAGAAUGGCUAAACCACCUACCUGCACAAGUUCGAGUCGUCCUAUCAGUGAACAAGGAAUCAUCUUUGGACACUUUGGCUGCUAUGGCAGACAAGAUGGUGGAGUACGCGGAGAGUCCCAGUGUAGCCGCAGUCACAGCACCAGCAUCAUCGUCAUCGUCCACAGUACCCAUGACGCAGUUGGAAACUCUGGCGAAGCAGGUGGAGAAACUUACGCUGGAGAUCGCCGAGUUACGUCGAAGCCGGCCACCGCACAGAUACCGUCGCCGUGCAUACAAUCCACGAUCUCGGUCCCGUUCACGGUCGCUGUCUACGCAACGUGGAGCAGCACCGAAACCGGGAGACCCCAACUGGGAGUGCCGAUACCACCACCGCUUCGGGGACAAAGCAAAACGCUGUGAAUCACCAUGCUGCAGAAGGAAGAAGCCGUCGGAAAACUAA
This is a messenger RNA of Helicoverpa zea (corn earworm), 855 nucleotides long. RefSeq lists its product as uncharacterized. The coding region runs from base 1 to 855 and encodes 284 amino acids. The transcript has a single exon. NCBI's taxonomy places the organism in Eukaryota, Metazoa, Arthropoda, Insecta, Lepidoptera, Noctuidae. The record is from RefSeq and is a predicted model, not a curated record.